AUGAGCAAGGUCCUGAAGGGGUUCCAGGAAAACUUCAGCAGGCAGAAUCAGAACAGUAAUGUUGCCAGUGGUUCUUUGCACCAGGCAACCCUGAAUAAUGAGCCCGGGCCUAUGGACGUUGAUGUCCAUCAUGAGUAUCUCGAUGUGGAUAUGGUACCACCUCCAAUGCCCCCUGCGCCUCCACCUAAAUCACCACCACCACCACCACAUCCCCCGACACCACCACCUCCCAUUGAACGGCCUAGAGGACUUCCUCCACGCGUUAUUAGAUUGCCACAGCGCUUUCGAGACGAGGUCCCACCCGAACCUCCUCUAAUUAUACCACCAGUCGUGGAGGAGGAACCACCUCAGCCUCAGGAACCUCCAUCUGUGGAGAGUCUGUAUCGAACACCAAUGAAUGGCUAUGGGAUAUUUCGAGAGUAUACCUAUGGUCCCCCUUCUAUUACUCCUGACGAACAUUUCACACUGUCAUCAGUGUCCAAUUCUCCAAAUAUUGCCAAAGACCCAGCCGACUCUUUGAGAAAGGCGUCAGAGGGAACACCAAUGGCCCUACCUUCGGAUUGGUCCUUGGAUUCUGAGCCAAAAGACGACAAGAGCUUGCUAUUCAAAAAUCGUUCUACUCAACUUAUCAUGUCUUGGUUUUACAACGGCCACGGUACUAAAUCCUACGCUGAUACUGACAAAUUGAUUCACCAAGUCGUACUGGACCCGGAUUUUGACCCCAAGGACUUUGAUUCCUCCUUUUCUACUGCUCGAGAGGCAGUGCGUCUGGACGAAAUCUCCACCCAAAAAAAUUCUACAGAUCCUACUUUGUCAGAAGUGUGUCGACCGGAAGCUGGGUGGAUCAAGGGCAGCUUUUCAAUACCAGUGCCAUGCGACGGUUUCAUAUUCGAUUCGGAAGAGGAGGUUCCUCAAUUUGUUGUUGAAAACGUCAUGUAUCGAAAACCUCUAGAAGUUAUCAAACAGGCCUUUGCAGAAUGCACCUCUGAGACGUAUACGACCAUACCGUACAGAGAAUUUUGGCGUCCCUCACCCGACGAACCACCCGAACGCUUAUUCUCAGAGUCCUACGUGGCGGACAUUUUCAAUGAAGAGUAUGAAAAGAUCAAGUCAGAGCCACGCACAGGUCCCCACAGACACCUGGAGCCCUUUGUCGUUGGUAUCGGGAUUUUUUCAGAUUCUACCCACCUGACCAGUUUUGGCGAUGCUUCUAUAUGGCCGAUCCUUAUGUAUAUCCUCAACCAGUCAAAAUACACCAGAGGGAAACCUAAAGAAUUCGCUGCGCACCAUAUUGCGUAUAUCCCUAAACUCACAGACAGUUUUCAAGAUUGGCAUCAGCGACAGUUUGGCAAAGCUGCGACAUCUGAAAUGCUCACCCAUAUGAGACGCGAGGUCAAUACAGGCGUCUGGGGGCUAUUACUUGAUGAGGAUGUCAAACGAGCGUAUGCUGAAGGAGAGGCCGUAGAACUGGCCGACAGAACUAUGAAUGUCCCAAAGGUUGGAUCAAAGAUGGAUAUGCGAAACCGGCUCAAGCUAGCUCGCGUUGACAGCGAAACUUGUCAAUUUGACAUCAAAACUGCCCGUAAAGCAUUGUUCUUGGGGAAAAAGGUUAACAGCAAGGUGGUUAAUGGCUUGCUGCAACAGACCUCUGCUUUUCCAACUCGGAACGCUUUUUCCAAGGCUUUAUUUGAAUAUGGCUUCAACUUUUAUCGGAUGUUUACUGUCGACUUCAUGCACGAAGUGGAACUGGGUGUCUGGAAGGCCCUAUUUAGUCACCUACUCCGGAUUCUUUAUACCUCUAGCAACCAGAACGCCAUUGCAACUCUGAACGAAAGAUACCGCCAAGUCUCCCCUUUCGGCCUCACAACUAUCCGACGUUUUGCUAGGAAUGCUUCAGAUAUGAAGAAACUGGCAGCACGGGAUUUUGAAGAUCUCCUUCAGUGCUCUAUACCAGUCUUUGAGGGCUUGUUGCCAGAACCUGCACACAAUAAAAUUAUUCAAAACCUCUUGUUUGAAAUGGCAACAUGGCACGCCCUAGCCAAGCUUCGACUUCACACCAAUACCACUCUGGACGAGUUGGGGAAUUUGUGUACUCGGUUAUGUGAUCUCCUUCGUCAGUUCCAAAAGGAGGUUUGUAGUCAGUACGCCAUUCGCGAGCUUCCAUCAGAAACAGCCGCAAGAGGAAGAAGACAGGCAGCCAAGGCCAAAAAGGCAGCGAGUGCGGGUCUGCCAGUACCUCCGACUCAACCCAAUGAACCCAAGACCCGCACGUUCAAUAUGCAAACGUACAAAUUGCAUUCCCUUCCCGAUUAUGUCGAUUCCAUUCGCCAAUUUGGCACCACUGACGGCACGAGCACUCAGAUGGGCGAAAGCGAGCACAAGAGAGCGAAACUCUUCUACAAACGGGUCAAGAAAGGUGAUCAUAUUCGAGGUAUCGCCAAACACAUCUACCGAGAACGUGUGGUACACCGCACUAACCGUGUCGAGAUACGCAAGCUGCUGCGUGAGGACAGGGAGUUACUGGAGCCCACUCCUCCUGAUUUACAUUAUCACAUCUCAUCAGACGUGCGUCGAAAGUUAGAUAUACUACCCUGGAUGUCACAAAACCAAAACGAUCCGGCGACAAGGGACUUUAUGCUUCGUCUCAAAACUCACCUUUAUGCCCGCUUAUCAGGGGUAAACGAAUUCAGUGAUAGCAUUGGUACCCAUGAGCGACUCCAAAUCACAAUACUCGGUGACCGAAUUUACGAACAUCAGGUUCUACGCAUCAACUAUACUUCGUAUGAUAUGCGUCGAAUACAAGAUACCUUGAAGCCAAACUCUUCCCGAUGUGACAUCAUGGUACUCGCUAGCAACAAAGGUGCAGAUCAGCAGGUUCAUCCUUAUUGGUAUGCCCGUAUCAUUGGAAUCUACCACGCCAAUGUGGUAAUAUCUACCCCUGAUGAUUACUACCGUGCUUCCAAGCACAAAGUGGAUUUUCUUCAUGUCCGAUGGCUGGGUGUUUGUGAAGAUUGCCAUUACGGUUGGAAAUAUAGAAGGCUUCCACAGUUGGCGUUUGGUGAUAUCAAUGACUCUGCGUCAUUUGGUUUUGUGGACCCAUCCCUCGUAAUUCGUGCAACCCAUUUGAUCCCUCGCUUCAUUCUUGGAAAAAUACCGACUCUCGGCCCAUCUGUAGCUUAUAGAAGCAAAGAAAAUAAUGAAGGGGAAGAAUGGGAGAGAUAUUAUGUCAAUUUUUUUGUGGAUCGCGACAUGGUCAUGCUGUACAGAGGGGGUGGAGUUGGCCACGCUAGCACGCGAGCCGCUACCGAUUCUCUUAGGCAAGACCGACGUGCAGAUGACAUUGCCUCUCGCAAAAAACGCCGCGAGGCACAUGAAGCACCCGAUCCUGAUCUGGAACCAGAUGGGGCCUCAGACCAGGAGCAAGACGCUCAGGACCAGGCUGAAGUGGCACCUGAAAACAGCGCCGAUUCUGAUGACAAUGAAGACAACAGCGACCAGCAUACCGAUUCUGAAGAGGAGGAGGAGGAGGAGGAGGAAAGCGACAAGGAUGAGAACCGGGGUGACCUCGAUGAACUCGGGUUUGCUGAAUACUAA
Psilocybe cubensis is the source of this 3594-nucleotide messenger RNA. RefSeq lists its product as uncharacterized. Lineage: Eukaryota; Fungi; Basidiomycota; Agaricomycetes; Agaricales; Agrocybaceae. The record is from RefSeq and is a predicted model, not a curated record. The transcript is spliced from 8 exons. Bases 1 to 3594 code for a protein of 1197 amino acids.